AUGGUUUGCACCCAUUUGGCUUUUGUUACUGAAUCAAUUGCAGUAUCUUCCCUAUCUCCAGAGCGUUCAUUUGGUCUACAAUUAAAUAUAACAAUCCGAAUGAUUUACAGAAUCCACAAUGUUUUCCAGUGUUAUACUUUGCCAGUUGAUGACAAUUGGGAAGAUAUAGUACAUGAUUCUUUGCGAAGAAGGAAACAUGUGAUUGCUGCAUGCUGUCUUAGAUAUUACUCUCUACCAGAUUCUUUUGACCAGGAAAUAGAAAUAGUAAUUAAUGGAUAUCUUUUGGAUUUGAGUACAUUACG
Funneliformis caledonium is the source of this 302-nucleotide messenger RNA. Lineage: Eukaryota; Fungi; Glomeromycota; Glomeromycetes; Glomerales; Glomeraceae. The record is from the annotation of a GenBank genome assembly.